AAUUAAUAAUCAUUGAUAGUCUUAAAAUUUAUAGUAUAUGAUAUAUCAAAGGAGAAUCAUCAAGUGAAAAUGGAUCUGCAGAAAUACUUACUGAUCAGAUUCUAAAAUUGAGUGGAUAAGUAGAUAAAUAAAUUAUGUAGCUGUUCUUAAUACAGUUUCUAAAGAGGCUAAAUUAUUAUUUAAUGUAUCAAUGAAACGAUAAAAAAAGUGGAAUUAUGAAAAAGAAAAAUUAGAUAUUGCAUAUUUCUUAAAACUCAAAGGAAAUCGCAUGAAGAUAGCCUCUAAUGUAUAUUUGGAGAAGAAAUAUGAUUCUUUUAAGAAUUUAUUAAUUAUAGUAUUUAUUUAUUUUUUUUUGGAGUGA
Molecule: messenger RNA, 361 nt
Organism: Paramecium sonneborni
Lineage: Eukaryota; Ciliophora; Oligohymenophorea; Peniculida; Parameciidae
Source: the annotation of a GenBank genome assembly